AUGGAGGCCGGUUCGUACCUGUCUCCAGAUGUUGAUGAGUGCGACCGGUUGCCUUGUCGCAACGGAACCUGCAAGAACACAGUGGGCUCCUUCAACUGUCUGUGCCACACCGGGUUUGAGUUCUCACACCACAACGACUGCAUGGAUAUUGAUGAGUGUCAGACAUCCUUUGGCACGCUGUGCAGGAAAGGCCAGUGUAUCAACAGUGUGGGCUCCUUCCAAUGUCUGUGUGAGGAGGGCUACAAGCUAACCCCUGAUGCCAAGAAUUGUAUGGAUGUGAACGAGUGUAUGAUCUUCCCCGGGACCUGCACUCCUGGAACCUGCCAGAACCUGGACGGCACCUUCCGUUGUCUCUGUCCCCCGGGCUACAUAGUCCAGAACGAGCAUUGUAUAG
Oncorhynchus masou masou (cherry salmon) is the source of this 394-nucleotide messenger RNA. RefSeq names its product fibrillin-2-like. The annotation marks the transcript as partial. The record is from RefSeq and is a predicted model, not a curated record. The transcript has 4 exons. Lineage: Eukaryota; Metazoa; Chordata; Actinopteri; Salmoniformes; Salmonidae. Gene Ontology annotation, molecular function: calcium ion binding.